Messenger RNA from Knipowitschia caucasica, 2157 nucleotides. NCBI's taxonomy places the organism in Eukaryota, Metazoa, Chordata, Actinopteri, Gobiiformes, Gobiidae. The record is from the annotation of a GenBank genome assembly.
AUGUUUGUGGAUGAGCGGAUAGUAACGCUGUUCAAAAGGAAUGCCCAUCACACGCUGACUUACUGGAGUGUUUUCUUCAGCUUUGGACUGUGCAUAGCAUUUCUUGGACCUACUAUUUUGGACUUGCAAUGUCAAACUAACUCCACGCUGAGUCAGAUUACCUGGGUCUUCUUUGCCCAGCAGUUUUGUUUGUUGAUCGGCAGCUCUGUCGGAGGGGUUUUCAAGAGGACGUUGCUGAGUGCGCUCUCAGCUUUGUUUGUCUCGGCUCUCAUCAUCUCGAUAAUCUUCGCCAUCAUCCCCUGGUGCAAUAAUGUGCUUGUGCUGGCUAUUGCUAUGGCUGUUUCUGGAUUGGCCAUGGGCAUCAUUGACACCAUCGCUAAUAUACAGCUCGUUACCAUCUAUCAGAAAGAUUCAGCUGUUUUUCUCCAGGCUCUCCACUUCUUCAUCGGGUUCGGAGCCCUGGUGAGCCCACUGAUUGCCGAUCCUUUCCUCUCUGAGACAGGCUGCGGGAACCACACAGGGAACCAGACGGAGAUGAUACAUCACUUUAGGAACAUGCUGAGGCACAGUCCCAUUGCAGAACACAACAUCAAUCAGAGCACACCGCAUCCUCACGCUGAAGAGGAGUCCAGUGUGCAGUACGCUUUCUGGAUCAUGGCGCUCAUAAAUCUGCCUGUACCUCUGGCUGUCUUGUACCUUAUGUAUCGGGAGCAGCUGAUCCCCUUUUGCCCCGGUGGAACUCCUCGUCUUCUGGACAAAGAUGAACUGGCCAUGGAAAACCAGCAAGGCCAGGCGUCCACAGAGCCCGCAGAGCACACAGGAGGUCACGGGGAUAUCUUCAGCUGCUGUCAGAAUGAUAACCUGCGUGGUUUGCCUGUGUCUUUCUUCAUGAUUCAUAUUCUGGGUGGACUGGUUCUUUUUAUGACGGAUGGCAUUGUGGGGGCAUAUGCUGGCUUUGUGUACACCUAUGCCGUCAGUCCACCCAUGUACAUCCCACACAAGAUCGCAGGUUACCUGGCCAGUAUUUUCUGGGCCGCCAUCACAGGUGGACGCCUGCUAUCUAUUCCUCUCUCCUACCGUUUCCAGCCAGUGCGAUUGCUGAUAUUUAACUUGGCUGGUGCUAUAGUGACGGUGCUCAUGCUGCUCAUAUUCUACACCAGCAAUAUCUUUCUGUUUGUUGGCACCUGUUUGUGUGGGCUUUUCCUCAGCAGUAUCUUCCCCUGUAUGCUCGCCUACACAGAGGACAUUCUGGAUUAUCAAGGAUGUGCCACUUCUGUCUUAGUUACUAGUGCUGGCAUGGGGGAGAUGGUCAUGCAGGUUCUUGUUGGCCAAAUUAUUCAAACUGAAGGCAGCUACAGUUUCUUGCUUUGUGGGGUGAUUAUUGCUUGCCUUGGCUUUAUUGUGUUUAUUGGAUUGCUGUUUUUCCACCGGAUGCACAGAAACUACUUGACGGGAACUCAGAGAAAGUCAGCCAUGGUGGAAGAUUGGAAGGUCCGUAUCUUCCCCAAGUUUCUGCUGCUGCCAACGCCCGGCCAAGGAAAGACAGAUCAUUACGGGCGAAACCACGAAAAAACAGCACAAAUGCAGACCAUCAAGUGUGUAGUAGUCGGCGAUGGAGCAGUGGGUAAAACCUGCCUCCUCAUUUCAUAUACCACCAACAAAUUCCCCUCUGAAUAUGUGCCCACUGUAUUUGACAACUAUGCAGUAACUGUAAUGAUUGGGGGUGAACCCUACACCCUUGGUUUGUUUGACACAGCAGGUCAGGAGGAUUACGAUAGAUUACGACCACUAAGCUACCCUCAGACUGAUGUUUUCUUAGUCUGUUUCUCUGUUGUGUCCCCAUCCUCAUUUGAAAACGUUAAAGAAAAGUGGGUUCCAGAAAUUACGCACCACUGUCCCAAGACUCCGUUCCUUUUGGUUGGCACUCAGAUUGAUUUACGAGAUGACCCCUCCACAGUCGAGAAACUUGCCAAAAACAAACAGAAGCCCAUCACCUCUGAGACGGCAGAAAAACUGGCUCGCGAUCUCAAAGCCGUCAAAUACGUGGAGUGCUCAGCCUUAACACAGAAAGGGUUAAAGAAUGUGUUUGAUGAGGCAAUACUGGCUGCCCUGGAGCCACCUGAACCUAAGAAAAGACGUAAAUGUGUGCUACUCUAA